Messenger RNA from Nerophis lumbriciformis (worm pipefish), 5853 nucleotides. RefSeq names its product phenylalanyl-tRNA synthetase subunit beta (gene farsb). The record is from RefSeq and is a predicted model, not a curated record. Gene Ontology annotation, molecular function: phenylalanine-tRNA ligase activity; RNA binding; translation elongation factor activity. Lineage: Eukaryota; Metazoa; Chordata; Actinopteri; Syngnathiformes; Syngnathidae. Gene Ontology annotation, biological process: translational elongation; phenylalanyl-tRNA aminoacylation. Gene Ontology annotation, cellular component: phenylalanine-tRNA ligase complex; cytoplasm.
UUGUUUUUUUCUUUCUAGUCAGGCACAUUUACCGACAGCUAAACCCUUCUGGAAGGGGUCCUUUUCCACGAAGCUGAAGACGCUUAAUAGCAAACAAACAUGCCGACAGUCGGAGUUAAAAAGGAUCUUCUCUUCAAAGCGUUGGGUAGAACUUACACUGAUGAAGAGUUUGACGAGCUGUGUUUUGAAUUCGGACUGGAGCUGGAUGAAAUUACCUCAGAGAAAGAGAUAAUAAGUCGCGAACAGGGCGACGUGAAGGCAGCAGGAGCAUCUGAUGUCAUCCUUUACAAGAUCGACGUACCGGCAAAUCGCUAUGACCUUCUUUGUUUAGAAGGUUUGGUUCGCGGGCUUCAGGUCUUCAGGAAUAAGUUGGAGGCACCUCGGUACAGACGUGUUAGCCCCAGUAGCGGCGAACCUCAGAAACUCAUUAUCACCAAGGAGACAGCUGCUGUGCGCCCCUUUGCUGUGGCAGCAGUUUUGAGGAACAUCACAUUCUCACAGGAGCGCUAUGAUAGCUUCAUUGAGCUGCAGGAGAAACUCCAUCAGAACAUUUGCAGGAAAAGGUCCCUGGUGGCAAUUGGGACUCAUGACCUGGAUACUAUCUCAGGUCCUUUUACUUACACAGCCAAGCCACCUGCUGACAUCAGUUUCAAACCACUGAACCAGAGCAAAGAAUACACUGCCACCCAACUCAUGAGCCUCUACAAGACCGACAGCCACCUGCGACAUUAUCUUCAUAUCAUUGAAGACAAGCCUGUGUACCCCGUUAUUUAUGACAGCAAUGGCAUUGUCUUAUCUAUGCCUCCUAUUAUCAAUGGCGAUCACUCAAAAAUCACUCUGAACACCAAGAAUGUCUUCAUUGAGUGCACGGCCACAGAUCUGACCAAGGCAAAGAUUGUGUUGGACAUGAUGGUGACAAUGUUCUGCGAGUAUUGUUCACAGCCUUUCACUGUAGAAGAGGCUGAAGUGGUGAACCCUGAUGGCACGACCUGCAAAUAUCCAGAACUGGCCUAUAGAAAGGAGAAAGUGACCAGCGAGUUUAUCAAUCGCAAAGUUGGCAUCAACGAGUCGACUGAGAAGAUCGCCCAGCUGCUGACUCGCAUGUGCCUACGCUCUCAGGCUACAGGUAUUGGUGAUGAAAUAGAGGUUGAGAUCCCGCCCACCCGCUCGGACGUCAUCCAUGCUUGUGACAUCAUGGAGGAUGCAGCCAUGGCCUUUGGUUUCAACAACAUUACCCGCACCACGCCACGCACCUACACCAUAGCCAACCAGUUUCCACUGAAUAAACUGACAGAGCUGCUAAGACAGGACCUUGCAGCCGCCGGAUUCACAGAGGCCCUCAACUUUGCCCUGUGCUCUCAAGAAGAUAUAGCAGACAGGCUUGGAAAGAAGAUCUCUGAAACCAAGGCAAUUCACAUCUCCAACCCAAAGACCGCAGAGUUCCAGGUGGCGCGCACCACUCUGCUGCCAGGUUUGCUGAAGACAAUUGCAGCCAACAGGAAAAUGCCUCUUCCUCUCAAGCUGUUUGAGAUAUCUGAUGUAGUGCUGAAAGAUGACACUAAAGAUGUCGGGGCGAGGAACAGCCGACGUUUCUGUGCUGUUAACUACAACAAGAGUCCAGGCUUUGAGGUGAUCCACGGCCUGCUCGACCGAACCAUGCAACUACUGGGGGUGAGGCCAAGCCGGGAAAAUGGCUACCACAUCCAGGCUGCUGAAGAUUCCACUUUUUUCCCCGGGCGCUGCGCAGAGAUCUUUGUCCACGGGAAGAGCAUAGGACAUCUCGGGGUCCUCCACCCACAUGUCGUCAACAGUUUUGAGCUGACGCUUCCCUGCUCCGCCCUAGAGAUGGACAUCGAGCCUUUCCUUGGCCAGACGGCUGAAACGCACCUCUCACACAAGGUUCCCAUGCAGGAAGUCAUCCAGCACAAGUUCCCCACUCAAGUCAAAUCCCAACAGGCUACAUCCUCCACAAAAACUGUGUUUGGAGACUUGACAACGCUUGUGGCUCUCAAAGCUUUAAAUAAUUUCCUGGCGGACAAAAGCUACAUCGAAGGCUUUGUCGCAUCUCAGGCUGACGCUGCCAUCUUUGAUGCCAUUUCCUCUGCUCCGUCACUAACUUUGUGCCACCUCCUGCGCUGGUACAACCACAUCAAGUCCUUCCACAAGGAAAGAGCAGACCUUCCUGUCGUUAACAAGCAAUUUGUGCUCCCAGAUACUCCUCCCACCUCCUCCAACAGCGAUGAAGACAUAGAUCUUUUUGGCUCGGACGACGAGGCUGACAGAGCAGAGGCCAACAGAAUCAAGGAACAGCGACUUGCCGAGUACGCUGCCAAGAAGUCCAAGAAGCCAGCUGUCAUUGCCAAGUCCUCCAUCGUUCUUGACGUCAAGCCCUGGGACGACGAGACCGACAUGGCCAAGAUGGAGGAGUAUGUCCGCAGCGUCAGCAUGGACGGUCUGUUGUGGGGGCAGUCCAAGCUGGUCCCAGUGGGCUACGGCAUCAAGAAACUCCAGAUAGGAUGUGUGGUCGAAGAUGAGAAAGUGGGCACAGAUAUGUUGGAGGAAGCCAUCAUCGCUUUUGAGGAUUUUGUUCAGUCAGUGGAUGUGGCUGCCUUUAACAAAAUCUAACUGGAUGGGACCAACCAGGUAAAGGAAGCAGCUUCUUAGGGUGUCUUCACACUUGUCAGGUUUGCCUCCACUAACCAGAUUAUAGUACAAUUUCUUUGGCAUCAUUUCAAUAUCGGUGCACAAUUAACCACUUUAAAUGUGUAUCUUGAUCCAACGUCUGGUCAAUUCUUCUUUCAGAGGUCUUAUCGAUUUACAAAAUAUACAGUAUCCUCCAAACCCUCUUGUACACCACAAAAUAACCCUCCAACAACAUCACUCAGAUGAAUAUCUCACCACCUACAAAGGCUAGGAUAUUUUGUAUUCAUGUCCCAGAGAAUAUCUUCAACUAAGGAUGCUUGUCUUGAAUAAGUCACAAUGAGAGCAAUAGCACAAUAACACUGAUCAAUAGUCAAUAUUAGCAUUCCAAAUCUUGAUCAUGAUAUAGGAACAGCAUUAUUAGCACAGAGAUAUCAAUGGCCCAUCAGAAAUGCUAAGAAUGAUUUAAAAAAAAUUAUAGUUCACUUAAUUGUUCCUGUACAUGUUUAGUGUGUUUAUCAAGAAAUUGUUAUUAAGCAAAGGUUUCCCAAGUAUUAAAAAUGUAAAGUGAAUCAAUCAAGGUUCUUUCGUUUAGGAUUCAUUACCCAAUCUCUUAUCCAAUAGGAAAUUCUGAUCAAUUCAACAUAUCCCUUAUCUUUCUGCAUGUGCCCGCCACUUUUUUAAAUCCAUUUUUAAAGCUGCUUAUGACACUUCACAAAGUAAAUCAUGACCUAAUGUAUCACUUUCCACCCUACAUUUGUCAUUUUUGGUUUAGACUGCUUGCUCCGCUGAUAGUUUGUUGUUGGAGUGUAAACACAGACCACCAAACUCCUACGCUCACCGUCUGAGUUGGGUCUCAGACUCGAGUGCUGAGUAAGGCAAGUGUGAACGCUAACCAAACCGAAAAAUGAAAUACUGUAUAUCACCAAAUGUGAAAUAAAAGUUCAAUGUUACGGAGAGUCAAAUUAGGACAUUAUCAAAUAAUACAUCUAAUCAUUUAAAUGUGCCAUUAUUUAUAUUUGCAUUUAAAUGCUGAAAUCUAAUUUAUUGUAAAAGUACAUUUAAUUAUUUCAAUAUUUAAUGAUUUCAUUAAUGUAAUUAUUCCACAUUUUUUUAGGGCUGCAAGUAUCGAAUUAUUCAGUGGUUGUGUAAUCUAUCACUUGGUUUGUUCGAUUAAUUGAGUAAUCGGAUAAGACUUCACAGCCUCAACGUGUGUUUUAGGGGAAAAACAUCUAAACUAUUUUUCUAGCUUACCAUAAUUGUUUGUCUUUGUUCCUAACAAAUGUGUAUCAUUAACAUUAUAAUUGCAGUUUAAACACGUGUGGUUUAAUAAAAAAAUUAAAUUAAAUUACUGUUUGCUACCAGACCAAUCUCGGGACCCACAAACUACCGCUCUAUUGCAGCAGUUGCGCAGAAACUGUCCACAUUUCUAAAGUUCCAGGCACUCCAUGAGGUACGGAUUUUCUCAAUUUUGGUUGGGAACUUUUAAAUCAAGUUACUCAGCCUUAUUUGGUUCAGUGUGAACAGUUACCGGACCACACUCGGGACCAGUGUACCGUGCUACAAGUGUGAACACACCCUCACUUGUAAAAGAUUCUUCUCUGCACACAGUCCAAUAAAGCUCUCUUCCUGAAGAGCGCUUUAAAUCUUUUUUUUAUACUCUAUUCAUCAGACAUGUUUCCCCUCUGAACUGAAUCUACCAUCUGUCUCCCGCCUUUAAAGAGAACUUUGCAGAUAAAUUAGUCUCGUAAAUAGCCUGACGGCUGUUACAGCAUUCUUCGAAGCUUUACUAUUCACUUUUUGUCUGCGAUGUUCUAAAUAUUGGAAUUUUAGCUGAACGGAUUAGACUUGUUGAAACUUGGCAAUAUACAGUAAUAUGGUAAAAGUCCUGUCAGGAGCUUUCUGCUAAACUGGUUUUGUCUCAUGGGAUCGGCUUUGCUGAUCUUGGGUGGUGUCUUGUUUGAAACACAGGAAACUGACUUAUAAAUGCCAAAGCGCUGCACAGACAAUGCCAUCGAUAGCGUAUCCUCACAGGAAUUAAAUGUGAGAUAUAAUAUUUCCAUAGACAAAAACACCACUGCCCUCGUGCAAAUUCUGUAGCAGUUCUGCGAAAACACAUUUGAUUAAAAUAGUGUACAUGCAUGCCUUUCUGGAAAUAGAGUUCCUCAGACUAGCAAAUCUAUCACUAUUAAUGGAAGUUAAAACACUAUUUAACCACAUCUUUUGUUUACUACUUGGGGUUGCUACUCUGCCGCCAUUAUUUCAACGUAGUUAAGAUUUCCAUAUUGUACUAUAUAAUUAUUUAUUGUGUAUUCACAGAGUAUACGGUAAACCCAGUUUCUGUUCUCAAAAUGGUGAGUGCACUGCGCUUAUGCACUCAAAAGACUGAAAGGACCCAUCACAUUCAGAUGACAAAAAGAAAAUCACAAACCAGUUCUCUGUAUUUGUUGUUCUGAAAAUGAAUCUGGUAGUCAUUUUCCAUGACGUAAAUUAUUUGAGUAAUCUGUAGAUAACUAACUGUACUUUGAACGCUACCUUUCCGUCGCUAGACUUGACAUGUGACAUCAUCUACAAAACUGAUGUUCAUUUCCUUGCAUAGACAGUGUGGUAAAGGCAUGUACAACUAUUAUUUAGAUCAUUUAAUUGCAUGUUUGUGUCACCAUGGUUCUUGAUUACCGUACUUUUCGGACUAUAAGUCGCUACGGAGUAUAAGUCGCACCUGCCGAAAAUGCAUAAUAAAGAAGGGAAAAAACAUAUAUAAGUCGCACUGGAGUAUAAGUCGCAUUUUUUGGGGAAAUUGAUUUGAUAAAACCCAACACCAAGAAUAGACAUUUGAAAGGCAAUUUAAAAUAAAUAAAGAAUAGUGAACAACAGGCUGAAUAAGUGUACGUUAUAUGAGGCAUAAAUAACCAACUGAGAACGUGCCUGGUAUGUUAACGUAACAUAUUAUGGUAAGAGUCAUUCAAAUAACUAAAACAUAUAGAACAUGCUAUACGUUUACCAAACAAUCUGUCACUCCUAAUCGCUAAAUCCCAUGAAAUCUUAUACAUCUAGUCUCUUACGUGAAUGAGCUAAAUAAUAUUAUUUGAUAUUUUACGGUAAUGUGUUAAUAAUUUCACAAAUAAGUCGCUCCUGAGUAUGUCGCACACCUGAACUAUGAAAAAAACUGCGACUUAUAGUCCGAAAAAUACGGUACUUCAAAACUGAUGAAAA